GCAUCAUCACAAGUACCGCUGCAUCAUGGUGGAUACCAAUGGCGGAAGUAAUACCGCUGUGUCGGGCAACUCUGCGGCACGCCUGCGCAAAUUCGAUCGGACGGACAGCGAGCUGACCUGCGAGGAGGCAGCCCAUUUGACCGCCGAACAGAACGACACUCCGGAGGACGAGAACGACGAGGAUGAGGACGAUGAGAGCGAAUAUGGGGAAUUGCCGCCACCGCCGGACGGUGGCUAUGGCUGGGUCAUCUGCUUUGCCAGCUUCAUGUGCAACAUGAUCGUCGACGGCAUUGCCUACACUUUCGGCAUCUUUCUGGAGGAAUUUGUGGCCUACUUCCACGAGGGCAAGGGCACCGUGGCCUGGGUGGGGAGUCUCCUCUCCGGAGUGUACCUCAUGGCCGGACCCAUUGUCUCGGCGCUGGCCAACAAGUACGGCUGUCGAACGGUAUGCAUCGCUGGGAGCAUCAUCGCCUGCAUCGCCUUUGUUUUGAGCACUUUCAGCAAUUCCGUGAGCACGCUGAUGCUCACCUAUGGAUUCCUGGGUGGAUUCGGCUUUGGAAUGAUCUACCUGCCGGCGGUGGUGGCCGUGGGCUACUACUUCGAGACGAAGCGUUCGCUGGCCACGGGCAUUGCGGUGUGUGGCUCGGGCUUUGGCACCUUUGCCUUUGCCCCCCUUGCCACGUACCUGCUGGAGGAGUAUGGCUGGAAGAAUUCCAUCCUCAUCUUUGCCGGCCUCAUCCUCAAUUGUGCCAUCUUUGGCGCCAUGAUGCGACCCCUCACAUACCCCAAAAAGAAGAAGGUGAAGCCCCUGAUGCAGCGCAUGUACGAGGAGAAGCAGAUGCAGCUGGAGCGUGGCUCCUUUGCAGGUUCGCAUUUCAUGGUCCAGAUGCCGGAUGGCACCAUGGAGCGGAAACUGAAGAUGCCCCUCAACGCGGACCCUGGCGUCCAUUCGAGCCUCAAUCUGGAGCUGCUGGCCCAACAGGCCGGCGGCCUGCAUCCCGUGUCCACGCUCCCAACCAUCACCGAGUCAAAGGUGGUGGACGUGCACCAGUCCCCGCCCAAUGCCGACAGCAAUGGACAGCUCUCGGCUGGCGGACGUCCCCCACGUCGGCCGCAUCGCAACUCCGAAUCGGAUAACAGUCCGUACCACUCGCAGGAUGGGGGAGCCAUGACCAGGAACGCCUCACAGCCCGCCUUUCUGGCCAGCGACCAUCACGGUCUGCCCAAGAACGGUUCCGUGCCUUCGUUCAAUCGCGUGCGCAAGACCUCGGCAUCGGAACGCUUUCAACCAUCGCUGGCGGCCAUCAGAGCCACCUCUCGCAAUGAUCUGGAGGCGGGCGGUGGCGGAGAUUUCACCACGUCAAAAAUGUCGCUCUCCCAGCGGCAGGGCAGCAGUGGCAGCGGCAAAAUGGUGCGACCCAUGUCCCGCAAGGACAUCUUCUACUCGGGCUCCGUCACAAAUCUGCCGCAGUAUCAGUCACAGAAGUCCCUGGCUGGCUAUCGAAACUCAGUUCUAUCCCUCACGAAGUACGAGAAGAGCAUGCAGAGUGUGCAUAAGUUGGAUCGCCUGCAGGACGCCGAGAAGCAUCGCGAGGAGUACGACCUUUGCCCGUGCCUGGGCAUACCCGAUUCGGUUAAGUCUGUGGUGAACACCAUGCUGGAUGUGAGUCUGCUCAAGGAUCCCGUCUUCAUGCUGAUUGGAGUGUCGAAUAUCUUUGGCAUGGCCGGCCUAUACGUGCCCUUUGUGUAUCUGGUGGAUGCGGCCAAGGAGCACAACAUACCCAAGGGAGAUGCCGCCAUGCUGCUGUCCAUCAUUGGCAUCACCAAUACAGUGGGUCGCGUGUUCUGCGGCUGGGUGGCGGAUCUGCCGCAGGUCAACUCUUUGCUGCUGAACAACUGCUGCCUGCUGGUGUCGACCAUCGCUGUGACCCUCACCCCGCUAUGCUACAGCUACUCGGCGUACAUCACGAUGUCGAUAUUCUUUGGCUUGGCUAUCUCUGGCUACAUCUCGCUAACGUCAAUUAUCCUGGUCGAUCUGCUCGGCCUGGACAAGCUCACCAAUGCCUUUGGCCUGCUCAUCCUGUUCAGAGGAUUCGCCGCUCUGAUUGGCACCCCCCUGGCCGGCGCCAUCUACGAUAUAACGCACACGUACGAUCUGCCCUUCUACAUGGCCGGCGCGCUGUUUGGCAUCUCGACGAUCACCAGCUUUUUGGCACCCUGCCUGAAGCGAUGCAGCCCCGCGGAUGAGACGCCCGUCCAUGUGGAGACUCUCACGCCCAUCGAUGAGGAGCAGGAUGAGGAGGCGGAGGAUGACGAGGAUCAACCCAUCACCAUAGUGCCCAAGAUCAUCAAAACGCUGGCCAGUCCGCAGCACGAGGAGCCGCCACACCCGAUGUUUCCGCAGCAACAGAAGAAGGCCGCAGAAGCAAUGACAUCGGAAUCAAAGCUCUAAGUAUUCAAAAGGGGCCGGGCCGUAGGCACGUGGGGCACAGAAAAGAGAUGAAUUUACACAUAGGCAAGAGGGGGAACACCAGGGAACGAUUGAAGGAUCCAGCCAGAUAUUUUUCUAUAACUUAUAUACAGAAAGCGGGUCGAAUGAAAAGCGAGUAUUGUAGAGAGAAAGAGAUCACACACACACACACACACACACAAAAC
This is a messenger RNA of Drosophila obscura, 2655 nucleotides long. Its product is annotated as monocarboxylate transporter 3. Gene Ontology annotation, molecular function: monocarboxylic acid transmembrane transporter activity. The transcript has a single exon. Gene Ontology annotation, biological process: transmembrane transport; monocarboxylic acid transport. The record is from RefSeq and is a predicted model, not a curated record. Lineage: Eukaryota; Metazoa; Arthropoda; Insecta; Diptera; Drosophilidae. Bases 26 to 2452 code for a protein of 808 amino acids.